Messenger RNA from Penicillium crustosum, 3438 nucleotides. RefSeq names its product ABC transporter integral membrane type 1. NCBI's taxonomy places the organism in Eukaryota, Fungi, Ascomycota, Eurotiomycetes, Eurotiales, Aspergillaceae. Gene Ontology annotation, cellular component: membrane. The coding region runs from base 1 to 3438 and encodes 1145 amino acids. Gene Ontology annotation, molecular function: ATP binding; ATP hydrolysis activity; ABC-type transporter activity. The transcript is spliced from 13 exons. Gene Ontology annotation, biological process: transmembrane transport. The record is from RefSeq and is a predicted model, not a curated record.
AUGGAUUCUGGAAAGGCCUUGAUUGGAGCGUACGCUCUUACCUAUAUUGGAAUGGCUAUUUUCACUGCUUUAUAUGGAUAUCACACUUUCCGAUUCACGAUUCGCCUUCGAGGUGGCUUGAUUUCCCUUAUUCAUCGGCAAACUGUUCGAGCCCGAGCAGUUGAUCUAGGUGAAAUUACUGCAAUUACUCUGAUGGGGACUGACGUCGAACGGAUUGCGAGUGGCUUCCGGUCAAUCCACGAAAUGUGGGCUUCGUUGAUUGAUAUAGCAGUAGCAAUAUUCUUGCUGGAAAGACAGCUUGGAGUGGCUUGUCUAGUUCCAGCAGUGAUUGUUAUCGUCUUUGUAGCUGCUACAAUGAAGCUAGCAGCUGCUAGCAGCACCUCGCAGCGGUCCUGGGUUGAAAAAGUUGAGGAUCGAUUACGUAUGACCUCACUUGCCCUGGAAAAGAUUAAAGAGGUCAAAAUGCUAGGGCUAUCCGAAAAGAUUUCCUCCAUUAUUCGGGGGCUUCGGCAGGCUGAGGUGGCUACAUCAGCGGUAUUCCGCAAGCUUUUGAUUGUCAGGGUUGUUAUUUCCAACUCCCCUACUGACUUGGCUCCCAUCGCAACAUUUGUUGUCUACACGAUCAUUGCCUUGAAGAAACAUGAUCAAUCAAUUCUUGCUGCUAAGGCGUUCACCUCCAUUUCCCUGAUCUCCUUGGUAACCACGCCCGUCCUAACGUUUAUCCAGGCAAUUCCUGCAGUUAUACAAUGUGUGGGAUGUUUCGACAGGAUACAGGAGUAUUGUAGUAAACCGCAUGCCAAAGACAACUCCGAGACCCCCGAUGCUAGAAAAAAUCUUCAAGAUGAAUCUCCGGGUUCUUUCAAAAUGGACACGUUAUGUCCCGAUGGCUCAGUGAUUGAGUUCAAGGGCCAAGACUUUGGAUGGGAUAAGGAUGCCUCCGCUGUUCUGCAUGAUGUUCACCUGAAAAUCCCAGAUGGUCUCAUAACUAUGAUUGUGGGCCCUAUCGGCUGCGGAAAGUCCACUCUGAUAGAGAGCAUACUCGGGGAAACUCUUACCGUUGGGGAGUUGUCUGACACAAACCUAUCAUCUGUCGCUUACUGUGCUCAGAUCCCAUGGAUUCAGAGUCGAACAAUCCGCGAGAACAUUAUUGGAGACCGACCAAUGGAUAAAGACUGGUAUCAAACGGUGAUCUCCAGUUGUGGGAUUGAGAGGGAUAUUACUCGACUUCGUCAAGGGGACCAAACACCUGUUGCUGGCAACGGAAUGACGCUCAGUGGUGGACAAAAACAGCGAAUUGCAUUGGCGAGAGCACUCUAUUCUAGAAGCAGGCUUGUUUUGCUAGAUGAUGUGUUUAGUGGUAUUGAUUCUAGUGCCACAGAGGCUAUUGCUCGUGAUCUUUUCAGCAAAACGGGGCUACUCCGGAAGAUGCGAACUACAGUAGUGUUUGCCACCCAUUCUAUGUUCCUUCUCCAAUAUGCGGAUAAUGUCAUCGUCCUCGAAGAUGGGCGUAUCCUGGAAACCGGGAGCUUAGACAGCCUCAAAACUCCCAAUUCCUACAUUCAAGAGCUGAAAGCCGCCUCAGUAACUUCUUCUGUCAACAGCAGCGGUAUCAGCCAUAGUGACAAAGUGGAACCAUCCUUGAUUCCUGAUAAGAAGGAUGAAGACUUUGUCGAGGACGAGCUGGAUAAUCAAGACUCAUACGAUGACUUGAAUCGCCAAGAGGGAGACUUUUCUGUUUAUUCCUACUAUGCUUCUGCAUCUGGACGACUUACAUUCAUUUCAUGCCUGAUCUUCGCAUUGUUCUGGGCAUUCUGUCGUGAAUUCACUACCGUGUGGCUGGACAUGUGGACAGCAGCAAAUGCAAAGAGUGGCAAUUCUCACAUUGCCAUGUAUCUCGGAGUAUACAUCGCUCUUGGGGUUGCCAGUAUUAUCUUCAUGAUCAUCGUCUCCUGGCUUUUGAUUGUCAAUGUUGUAUCAUCUUCAGCACUUCAGCUCCAUGAAAAUGUUUUGACCAGCACAUUCCGGGCUCCAUUUCAAUUCUUCCACAAUGUUGAAAUUGGCAGUAUCACGAACAGGUUCAGUCAAGAUAUGGACCUCAUCGAUAUGAGCUUACCCAUUGAGGUCUUCAACGUUAUCGCCUGGGGAUGUACGUGUCUCGUGAAAUUGAUCAUCUUGGCCGUCGUGGCCAAGUACCUGGCUAUCGUCAUUCCUUUCGCCGCCGCCCUUGUCUACAUGACACAAAAGUUUUAUCUGCGCACAUCCCGUCAAUUGCGUUUCUUGGAUAUUGAAGCCAAGGCUCCAUUAUACACUCACUUCCUUGAGCUGGUUAGUGGAGCAGCAACGGUUCGCGCCUAUAAAUGGCAAGAAAGCUUCGAUAAAGCUUGCAUCUCUCUACUCAAUCUCUCCCAGCGUCCGGUAUACCUGAUGUACUGCGUUCAACAAUGUCUAGGUUUCUUCCUGGACAUGCUGGUGGCUGUAUUGGCUGUUAUCCUAGUGGCUACAGUCGUAUUUCUCCGUGAUAAAUUUAAUCCCGGAGAUGUUGGUGUCGCCCUGGUGAUGGUUAUGACCUUUAAUAGUGUUUUGAUGCAGCUUAUCAAAGAUUGGACGAAUAUGGAGACAUCGAUUGGGGCUGUGUCUCGAGUGAAGGUAUAUGCCGCCACGACCGAGUUGGAGGAAAGUACACUUGAUCCAACGCCGUCUUUGCCCACUCAAUGGCCAACUGCCGGGGCCAUCGAGUUUUCAGGCGUUGUUGCAAGACACUCGGCCAAACUUCCCCCUUCUUUGAAAGGUAUCUCCAUGUCCAUCCGCGCUGGAGAAAAGAUUGCCAUUUGCGGCCCAUCUGGUAGCGGAAAGACAACACUUAUCCUUGCUCUUCUUGGCAUGAUUCAAUUCGAGGAAGGCACUAUUUGUAUCGAUGGAUUUGACUUGUCGGAUUACUCCAGAGCUGAAGCCAGAACCAAACUCAAUGUCAUUACCCAAGACCCGUUCUUAGUCGCUAGCACGAUUCGCUUCAAUGUGGAUCCCCUCGAGGGGGCAUCGGAUGAUGAGAUCACCAACGCUCUACAAAAGGUGCGACUAUGGGAGAAGAUUGAAAAGGAGGGUGGGCUUGAUAUGGCUAUGAAAGUCACUACUUGGUCCCAGGGACAGAAGCAACUUCUCUGUCUCGCUCGUGCAAUGGUUCGAAAAGGAAAAGUACUGAUCCUUGAUGAAGCGACGAGCAGUGUUGACAAUGAAACCGAGAAUUUCAUGCAGGAGAUCAUCAACACUGAAUUUUCGACUCACACCGUCUUGGCCGUUGUGCAUCGGCUGAGGUUUAUCAAUCAUUAUGACCGGAUUGCUAUUUUAGACAAUGGUACUCUGAUGGAAUUUGACUCGCCUGAGGCACUUAUGUCAACGGAUUCACGAUUUAAGACACUUCAUGACUCUGGAAACUUAUGA